AAUUUCCUUCCUCUUUUCUGCUUUGGCUCCGGAGCCCCAGCAAAACCUCUUCAAUAUCUUGCAUGUUACAGAUUUCACUGCUCCCACCAGCUUGAAGAUAACAUGUGGUUCUUGACAGUUCUGCUCCUUUGGGAUUCCCUCUUCCUCAUCAUUUUCCCUGGACCAACUGGUAUCUUUAUUCUCUGAUCUCUUGCAGUUCCAGUUGAUGGGCAAGUGGGCCCCACAAAGGCAGUGAUCACUUUGCAGCCUCCAUGGGUCAGAGUGUUCCAAGAGGAAACCGUAACAUUACAGUGCAUGGGGCCCCAUGUGCCUGGGAACAGCGCCACACAGUGGUUUCUCAACGGUACAGCCACUCAGACCUCGAUCCCCAGCUACAGCAUCAUCUCUGCCGGUGUCAACGACAGUGGUGAAUACAGGUGCCAGACAGGUCUCUCAGUGCUAAGUGACCCCGUACAGCUGGAAGUCCACAGAGACUGGCUACUACUCCAGGUCUCCAGCAGAGUCUUCAUGGAAGGAGAGCCUCUGACAUUGAGGUGUCAUGCAUGGAAGGAUAAGCUGGUGUACAAUGUGUUUUACUAUCAAAAUGGCAAAGCCUUCAGGUCUUUCCACUGGAACUCUGAUCUCACCAUUCUGAACACCAACAUAAGUCACAACGGAAUCUACCAUUGCUCAGGCAAGGGAAGGCAUCGCUACACAUCAGCAGGAGUGUCUGUCACUGUGAAAGAGCUAUUUCCAGCUCCAGUGCUGAGUGCGUCUGUGACAUCCCCGCUCCUAGAGGGGAAUCUAGUCACCCUGAGCUGUGAAACAAAGUUGAUCCUGCAGAGGCCUGGUUUGCAGCUUUCCUUCGCCUUCUACAUGAGCAGCAAGACCCUGCAAGGCAGGAACACAUCCUCUGAAUACCAAAUAUCAGCUGCUAGAAGAGAAGACUCAGGGUUUUACUGGUGCGAGGCCGCCACAGAAGACGGAAAUCUCCUUAAGCGCAGCCCUGAGUUGGAGCUGCAAGUGCUUGUCCCCCAGUCACCAACUCCUGUCUGGUUUCAUGUCCUUUUCUAUAUGGUAGUGGGAAUUAUGUUUUUAGUGGACACUGUUCUCUACGUGACAAUAUGUAAAGAACUGAAAAGACAGAAAAAGUGGAAUUUAGAAAUCCCUUUGGAUUCCGGUCAUGAGAAGAAGGUAACUUCUGACCUGCAAAAACACAGACAUUUAGAAAAAGCCCUGAAGCGUCAGGAACAAGAAAAACAGCCGCGGGACAGGGUGUACCGGAAGGCGCUCCGGGAGGCCAAGUAGCAGCAGCUCGUGGGUGGCCAUCGGUCUGGACGGUCCCCUGCCCACUUCCUCCCCAUGAGCACUGCUCACAAUCGUCCAAAAGUUCACCACCACCAGAACUGUAGGUCUCACGGAAUAUAAUAAUUAAUUAAAGGAAAUAAACGAACUGACUUCAACCGGG
Messenger RNA from Callithrix jacchus (white-tufted-ear marmoset), 1447 nucleotides. It is a transcript of the gene FCGR1A, whose product is annotated as Fc gamma receptor Ia. Lineage: Eukaryota; Metazoa; Chordata; Mammalia; Primates; Cebidae. Gene Ontology annotation, biological process: antibody-dependent cellular cytotoxicity; positive regulation of tumor necrosis factor production; positive regulation of phagocytosis. Gene Ontology annotation, cellular component: external side of plasma membrane. The record is from RefSeq and is a predicted model, not a curated record. Gene Ontology annotation, molecular function: IgG receptor activity; IgG binding.